UGCGUUUGUGACGAAGGCUACGUACGGAACGAAAGUAACGAAUGUAUAGAAGAGGAAAACUGUGAUAAAUGUUCGGAACCGAACGAGGAAUACACAAAUUGCAAGAGAACAUGUCCUCCAGAAUUGUGCAUUUCCAUUAUUGCGUUGUUCAAUUGUAAAGCUGACGAACCAUGUGAAGCUGGAUGCGCUUGCAAGCCCGGCCACUACAGACAACAGAACAACACGUCGUGCAUACCAGCGUGUCAGUGUCAAGAAAUGGAGGGAACUACGGAGUGCCGUGCGACCAUCGAGCAAUGACACAUCCACACGCACAAGGCGCGUCCUUACAACGUCAACUUGUUUUUGCCAUAGCCAAUCAAUUUCGUUUCAGCACAUUAAAGCAAGAGAAUUAAGACAUCAAGGUUUUUGCAUAAUGUAUUUUACUUGAUAUAUAAAGCAAAUAAAUAUCUAAACGCGUG
This is a messenger RNA of Bombyx mandarina (wild silkworm), 458 nucleotides long. Its product is annotated as inducible metalloproteinase inhibitor protein-like. The record is from RefSeq and is a predicted model, not a curated record. NCBI's taxonomy places the organism in Eukaryota, Metazoa, Arthropoda, Insecta, Lepidoptera, Bombycidae.